Messenger RNA from Xenia sp. Carnegie-2017, 381 nucleotides. RefSeq lists its product as uncharacterized. The record is from RefSeq and is a predicted model, not a curated record. The transcript has 3 exons. The coding region runs from base 7 to 381 and encodes 124 amino acids. NCBI's taxonomy places the organism in Eukaryota, Metazoa, Cnidaria, Anthozoa, Malacalcyonacea, Xeniidae.
GGUCGGAUGGAUUCCACGUUGCUUGAUAAUCUUAAGAAGGCAGGGGUAAAGGACAGUGUAAUUUCUAUUCUUGAAGAUGAAGAGUUUGAUUCAGCUGGUGUUUUAAACAAUACAUCUGAUGAGCUGUUGAAGGCAUGUGGCAUAAAAGGAGGGCAAGUUAUACGAAUCAAAAAUGCAUUGGCAACGAUUAACAACUUGGACAAGUUUCUGCCAGUAAGAAAUGUUCCAUCCACCAUUGAACCAUCCACCCAGAAGAUCGCUUUAUCCACUAGUCAUUCCUUUGCCAUAAAUGACAAUGUCAGCAAUUUUUCAUCGUCAAUUGAUGAAGCUCAUUUGUCAACAGGCACACCGUCACCUACAACAUCCACUUUGCACUUGUGA